UCCUUGCAAUUGGUCACACUGAUUCAUGUCACUCAACUGUCAGUAUUGAAAAAGAAUAAAUUUUUCUGAAAAAUGAAUUCCAUAAUAAAAUCUGCAAUUACAAACAAAAUAUUAAAAUCUAAUGCAGUAGUGUUGACUGCGUUACGAAAUGCUGGACAUUGGAAUAAGGAUUAUAAACCAGGACCUUACCCCAAAACUGAGGAAGAAAUGGUAGCUGCUGCGAAAAAGUAUAAUUUAUCGAGAGAGGAGUACAAACCAUACAAAGAUGAUGGUUCAGGUUGUGGUGAUUACCCAGAUCUUCCACUGAUCUCAAAUGACUCAAAAGAUCCCUUUUAUCCAUAUGAUAACCCCGAAUUAAAGCGCAACUUUGGUGAAACAUUGCAUUCUGAAUUUGAUUUGAUCAGAGAGGAUCGUUAUGAUGUGUCUGCCCGACUAAGACAUCCAAUGUGGGUUUACUGGACCCAAUUUUUAGGUGUGAUGGUCGGCUGUUUUGUUGUUUAUGGUUUGUUUGAACAAGUUAAGAUGUUCCCUCAAGCCACACCAAGACAAUACCCCAACAAAACGCAUUACACCUUUGAACCUAAGGAAUAAAUAGAUUAUUUGUAAAUAUUAAUUGUAAAAAUAAAUAAUUUUAAAGGAAA
This is a messenger RNA of Aethina tumida (small hive beetle), 641 nucleotides long. It is a transcript of the gene ND-ASHI, whose product is annotated as NADH dehydrogenase [ubiquinone] 1 beta subcomplex subunit 8, mitochondrial. The transcript is spliced from 3 exons. Gene Ontology annotation, cellular component: mitochondrion. The record is from RefSeq and is a predicted model, not a curated record. Bases 73 to 591 code for a protein of 172 amino acids. Lineage: Eukaryota; Metazoa; Arthropoda; Insecta; Coleoptera; Nitidulidae.